AUGCCAGUGCAACAGUUCUUACGUGACGUUAGUGAUCGAGUUAGGAAUCGAGGUACCAGGGAUAGCCCUCCGCGUGAACGAGAGGAAGGUCAGGGGAGAAGUCGUCCAACUGGAAGACAAAGACGAGCGAAUGAAGCUGCACAGGCUGAAAUAGUAAGACGAUUGAAUGCGGCUUCACAAGCUGAAAAUGCCAGAUUCAAGGCCACCCGCGUAACUCAGGCUCAACUUGAUGAAGUAGUAGCGGCUCGCUGGAAGGCUGUAAGCGGAAGAGCAGUGGCUGAGGCUCAGGGGCAUGAUGCAGCUAAUCAGGGCCAAGCACUGGAUGAUAUAUGGAAUUUCGCUGCUCGAGAUCUAGAUAAAACGGAGCCCGGUCACCCCCUUAAACCAACUACUUCUGCAGAUCCAAAUGAAGAAGUGUCUGCUGAAUCAGGUCAGUCUGGUGAGGGUCAAGGUAGUCAAGCUCCCUCCUUAACACCGUCUAAAACUGGAGCCUUGAUCCAGCGAAUCGAGGGUCGGGGAAUUCAACGACAAGGGUGGAUUGAAAACCCAGAUGCUCUGAACUGUCCUAUUGGUAGAACAACUAUGAGCAUCGGAGAUUUGGAAACUCAAGACAUCCACAUGGACAAGGAGCAAUAUUUAUGA
Penicillium malachiteum is the source of this 642-nucleotide messenger RNA. RefSeq lists its product as uncharacterized. The transcript is spliced from 4 exons. The coding region runs from base 1 to 642 and encodes 213 amino acids. The record is from RefSeq and is a predicted model, not a curated record. Lineage: Eukaryota; Fungi; Ascomycota; Eurotiomycetes; Eurotiales; Aspergillaceae.